Olea europaea var. sylvestris is the source of this 1271-nucleotide messenger RNA. RefSeq lists its product as uncharacterized. Gene Ontology annotation, cellular component: chloroplast. The transcript is spliced from 5 exons. Lineage: Eukaryota; Viridiplantae; Streptophyta; Magnoliopsida; Lamiales; Oleaceae. Bases 60 to 785 code for a protein of 241 amino acids. The record is from RefSeq and is a predicted model, not a curated record.
CUUUACCGUUCGAUAUAAACCACCAAUUCCAAGCUUGAACCGGACGCCACUCAUCCAUCAUGUCGCCAUCCAGCGCCGCCAUUAUCCCCUUCGCUGCCGCCGCCGCCUACUUCCCGCCUAAACCCCCGAAUUCUCCACCACCUCCACCAUCGUAUUACUGCUCCUCCCCCGAACACAACCAACCAAUUUCCCGUAGGAGUUUUGCCGUUUUACUCUCAUCAAUCGUCACUGUCCCACUCCCUUAUGUCCUUCUGCCAACUCCUCCGGCCAACGCAAUCUCCUUCGGCAUCUCAGGACCAAAAGAAUGGCUGAGAGAGCAAAAGAAAAAAACUGCGAAAUUCCUGUUAGCACCUGUUGAUGCAUCGCGGAACAUACUUCAUUCUGCCUUCAUCUUACUUGUGAAAAAUGAUUCGGAAUUUGGUGGAAAUGAUUGGGAGGAUGUUCAAAAGUUGCUUAAAUCUGCAGCUAGGGAUUGUGUUCCUCAGGAUAGGAAUUCCUUUGUCGAGUUUCAAUCCAAUACCGGGGUUGAGGUUUGCACAUUCCGGUUGAUUGUGAAAAAUGCCGCUUCUUUGCUUGAUGAUAAAGAUCCUAUAAAGUUAGAAGCUGAAGCCAAGCUCAGUGAUCUCAUAAGGUGUGCUUGUAUUACUUCUGUUGUAUUACAUAUGGUAAAUAUACUUCGCUUGCAUUUUCUAACAUGCGCAUCUCUUAUCGAGAAAUCUGUUAACCACAUCCGUGCAAUAAUGUUUUGGUUUUCCUCAAAAUUGGAGAUCAUUUGCUGUUCUUAGCGGCGUGGCGAGAGAUACUGAUGUUCAAGUUGCUUCUAGCAGUAGACAAAGAAUCGCAGAUGCACUGGAGAACACAAUAUCUUCUCUGAACGACUUUGAGCAGGGUAUCAAGAACUGCCUCGAAGUUUGAUUGUUUUUGGCUCUUGAGCUAAAAACUUCCGCGAGAGACUACGUUCUUCCGAGGAUAAGAUGUAAACAAAUGAAUCAUGGGCAACAUGCCUGCUCUCUUCCUCCAUGGAUGAAUUUUGUCAUCCCAAUCAAUGAAUAGAACGAGAUUUAAGCAUGAAUCCCAUGACUGUUCUAGAUUCUUUUUUGUAUUUUAUGUUAAUUUAGGUUUUGAGCUGCUAAUUCAACAUCAACAAUUUCUUUUUUCGCAUAUAUAAUCGUUAUGUUUUACCUGGGUUAUUGUAUUCAACCUCUUAUAAAGAAAAGAUCGCCCAAGCCCCUGUGGGUUGUAUAUAAAGAGAUGCAAAUAGAUAUUUCUUA